AGGAAGGGGGGGGGGCAGGGAGGAGCCAAUAUCACGUGAACUCAGGGCUACAAUUAGCAAAGUUGAAGCAAAGGGAAAGACAGACAGACAGACUUUCUGAAACAAGUCACCCAUCAAGAGAGAAAGAGAGAGGGAGAGAGAGAGAGACCAGUGCGUGUCAGAAACACUCAGAGAACCAACUGGAGAGUUCGAUGCAAACUCACACACUCUGCAUCAUUCCGCGCCUGGAUACUGUAGAUUAAAAACUUUGAAACCUCCCCCCCCCCCCCCCACCGCUUCCCCUCAGGGCUCCUGAUUAUUCUGGCUUGGGCUGUGAUAUUUUUUCUCUCUCUCUCUCACCGACGAAAAGAAUUCUUGAAAGAGUGGAUAGAGUUGGUGGGCUGGUUCAACACUUAAAGAGAGAGAACGCGAAAGCGGCGAUGAACUCGUGCUAAAACCGACGAAAAUUAAACCAGAAAAGCAGCAAAACGACCACUGAACGUAAUCUCAAACUUCUAUUUCGAAAAAAAAGAGAGUUCCCGUCUGCUGGCCCGGAACUACGACUUAGAAAAAAAUGUAUCCGAGUUUAGCGUUAACAGCAAACCAUGGACAAGCGGCCUAUUCCCACGACGCGCACGGUAACUUCAUGCAUUCGUCCACCGCCUCACCGGUGUACGUGCCCACCACCCGGGUGCCUUCCAUGCUCCCGAGCUUACCUUACCUGCAAAACUGCGACUCAGCACACCACCAGAGCCACCACCUGAGCAGCCACACGGGUUGGCCCCAACCAGGCGCCGAGGGGACUGGUUUCAACCCCAGCAGCCCACAUCCCACCACCACCUUCCCCUACACCCACAGCCCUCCUCUCAGCAGCAGCGCCUCCAGGGAAGCGGCUUACAGCACCAACCCCCUGCUCCUCGGCUCCGGGGGCAGAGAGCAGUAUGGCAAUGCGUUGGUUCGCUCUGUCGGUGGAUCCUAUUCCAGCCCUUACGCUACCUAUGUGGGGCCCGAGAUGACUUCAGCCCCGUGGCCUCCCGGGCCCUUCGACAGCAGCAUGCUUCACAGUUUACAGGCGAGACAGGCCUCCAUGUCUGGGAGGAUAACCAGUCUGGCAGAUCUACAGGAAGAGAUUCCCGAGGGCCGCGAGUGUGUGAACUGCGGUUCGAUGUCCACCCCUCUGUGGAGACGGGAUGGGACUGGUCAUUACCUGUGUAACGCCUGCGGAUUGUAUCACAAGAUGAACGGGAUGAACCGUCCACUCAUUAAACCGCCGAGGAGACUGUCAUCGUCCAGGCGUGCGGGUCUGUGUUGUACAAACUGCCAUACCUCCGCCACCACUCUCUGGAGAAGGAAUGCUGAAGGGGAGCCAGUAUGCAACGCAUGUGGACUCUACAUGAAGCUACACGGGGUACCCCGACCGCUGGCCAUGAAGAAAGAAAGUAUCCAAACAAGAAAAAGAAAGCCAAAAAACGUGAACAAAUCUAAAGGAUCUUCAGGCUCAACGUCAGGCACCAAUUCCCCAUCUUCUAUAUCAAACUCUGAAAAUGCAUCAACUGUCAAAAAUGAUUCUGAUCUGGCUUCAUCUCCAUUUGCAGGUCAAACUGUUGUGUCCGUGUCUCAGGCUCCACGCACGGCGAUGAUGAGCCGAGAAGACGGUUUGAAUCCUGGCCCUUCACAGCUGAAGUUUUUACCCGAAGAUUAUUCUUAUACCUCAGCCAGCAUGACCCCACAGACUGGAGUUAAUCUUCCACUCAGACAAGACUCUUGGUGUGCCUUAGCACUGGCGUAAAGCAUGGGCUUCCUUACAGCUUUUGGGUCAGCCUUUCUAUGUUGUCGAUGGAUGGACAGCCCAGAACCCACAAGGAUUUGGAACACCUAACUUGAAUCCACAUGAUUUUUUGUGUACUUCUAGAUGGUGCCAUGCCUCAAGAAAUUGUGUUGCAUUGUCCAUUUCAACAAGCUCUCUCGGUUCCUGAUCUGGGUUCAAGUUUUAUUUGUGUUGGUGAAUCAAUAAUUAUCAACAUCCCUAGCAACAAAGAGAGCUUGUGUAACAUAUACUGUUCAUCUCAGAAGUCUGAAUGAAAUCAAAACUUUCUUUUCAAAGUUGACGCCUUGUAAACUAUUUGUGAGUGCAAUUAUUUCAGAAAAUCAGUAAAUAAAAGACUGAUCCUCUUUGGCUGAAUAACUUAAUAAUUUAACGGGAAAGUGUGAACAGAAAUUAGUCUAUGUUAAAUUGAAAUAUCAGUUCUUUUUACGGACAAAUAUUUCACUAGAACAUUUCAAUAUUGUAUUAAAAAUGCGGUCAGUUCCAUUGUUUUUGUCUUAGAACUUGUUAAAAUAUUUCGGCUUUUUUAAGAUGAAAAUCAAUUCAUCUAUAAAUAUUAAAAAAAAUGUAACUCAAAGCUUCCAGUCUCUACACAGGAAUGUAGAUAGAUUGUUAAUGGGUAAGAAAAUUCAGCGACAUUUGGCAUGUGUGUAACAUUAUAAAAUGUUAUUUUAACAACGCUAAUGGUUUGCAUAUUUAAAAGAAACACACACAUAUGCUGUAUUUACCUUUUGAGACACUGUUUUAAAAUACGCUGUGAAUAAAAAUAAUGAUCAUAAAA
This is a messenger RNA of Callorhinchus milii (elephant shark), 2585 nucleotides long. It is a transcript of the gene gata5, whose product is annotated as GATA binding protein 5. The transcript is spliced from 7 exons. The coding region runs from base 554 to 1768 and encodes 404 amino acids. Gene Ontology annotation, cellular component: nucleus. Gene Ontology annotation, molecular function: RNA polymerase II cis-regulatory region sequence-specific DNA binding; zinc ion binding; DNA-binding transcription factor activity, RNA polymerase II-specific. The record is from RefSeq and is a predicted model, not a curated record. NCBI's taxonomy places the organism in Eukaryota, Metazoa, Chordata, Chondrichthyes, Chimaeriformes, Callorhinchidae. Gene Ontology annotation, biological process: cardiac muscle tissue development; cell fate commitment; negative regulation of transcription by RNA polymerase II.